Molecule: messenger RNA, 1510 nt
Organism: Rhopilema esculentum
Lineage: Eukaryota; Metazoa; Cnidaria; Scyphozoa; Rhizostomeae; Rhizostomatidae
Product: stAR-related lipid transfer protein 7, mitochondrial
Molecular function (GO): lipid binding
Source: RefSeq, a predicted model, not a curated record
GUUCAUUUUUGCAAUUGUUGUUUGCGCGUAAAAUUGAGAGCGUGGUGUUGUUCUUUUCUUGUUUUCUUGGAACGUUCCAGGAAUCCAUGGAUUUGAAAAACUAAGAAGAUUUAGACAAUUACCAGUUCGCAUUCAUUUGUAUAUACAUUUUCCUCUAGUGAUUUCAAGUAUUGGGACAAGACGCUACACGAGAUACAACGGAACGGGCAACCAGCAUGGUGCUCUUGGACGAUGACAAUUCUGUUUGGGCGGAAAGUUACCCAAACUUCCUUCGGUUAGCUGCGGCCACAAAAGCUUCACUUAAAGUUCCGCUAAAAAGGAUGAAGCCUAAAGAAAAUAUGCCACCAAGAUUCAAUGUUAAAGGGAUGUCUGUAGCAGUGCGUGUUUUGGGGCACGAGAUCCGCCAUGUUACUUACAAAACAACUGGAAAAGAUUUGGCGGACUUACGUAAUUCUUGUCCAGAUAUAUUGAAGAAAAUAGGCCAGGCAGCAAAAGAUAGAAAAAUCCCAUUUGCGAAAUUUACUGUUCCUUUGUUUGAUUUUCCUCAGAGGAAUCUGCAUGAAUUUGAUUUCAAUGGACACUCAGUUGUUUCAAAAUGGGAGCCUUUCUGUGCCCAAAACUUGCCGAAUGUGGAGACUGAUCCGGAUCCAGACCUAUGUAGUUGCGGGCUUGAUCAGUGGGGUUCUGAGUGGAAAAGUCAAACGAUAAAAGAAACGAUAAAAGAAACUGAAAUGCAAAGGAUUGCUGCCCUGCUUUCAUCGUCAAGUUUUAAUGAUGAUUCAAGUGAAAUGGCUUCUAGUAACAAGGAUUCUUGGAAACUGUUUAUGAAGUCAAAAAUGUAUCAUGUAUGGAGACGAAAAGCAGAUUCUGAUGGAAAAUAUGAGUACAAAAUUCAAGGUACAUUUGAUGAUGUCUGUGCAAAGGCCUUUUAUCAAACACAGAUUGACAACCAGUAUAGAUGUUCAUGGGAUUCAUAUGCAUUGGCAAUUGAUGUUGUGUUGAAAGAUCCACUUAGUGAGUCUGAAAUUGUGCGUUGGACAACAAAGUGCCCGUAUCCAAUGAAAAGCAGAGAGUACCUAUUUUUAAGAAACUCAAAGGUUUAUAAAGAUGAAAAUGUUGCUGUUGUCCUUUCAAGGUCAACAGAACAUCCUGACUAUCCAGAAACAGAUGAUUUUGUUAGAGUUUGUGCUUAUGAGUCAAAAAUGGCAAUUAAACCAUUUACAAAGUUUGAUCAGAAUGGAAUGGAAUUUGUACUUAUUUAUUCAGAUGACCCUCAAACUGCCCUACCUUCCUAUAUACUAGAUAUGAUCACAAGUUCAGGCAUUUCAGAAAUGAUGUCAAAGCUUCAUAAAGCUGCCAAAGAAAUAAAAGAAAAUGAGAUAUGCGAACCUUAAAUAUUUUGUAUUCUCGGGUCCAUUUUGGAAUCAUUUUAGAGCCAUGGUCAAACUUUGGUUUUUAUACUUUUCAGUAGUUUGACAAUCUGAACUUGACAAUAAUUUUUCGAAAUAAA